Messenger RNA from Chrysoperla carnea, 474 nucleotides. RefSeq names its product glycine-rich RNA-binding protein 2-like. The coding region runs from base 57 to 392 and encodes 111 amino acids. NCBI's taxonomy places the organism in Eukaryota, Metazoa, Arthropoda, Insecta, Neuroptera, Chrysopidae. The record is from RefSeq and is a predicted model, not a curated record. The transcript has 2 exons.
ACGCAUGGAGAUAUUCUUGUUCUCAUAUCGAAAGGUUAGAUUUCAUAAAAAUAACAAUGAAACAGUUACUGAUUAUUGUAAUUAUUGUGGUGUUGGCUACCAUUGUUUGGGCUGAUUUGGAAAUUAAUAGUGAAUUGUAUGACACAUCAGAGAAUCUCCGUUUACAAAGGAGCCCAGACCCUGCAGGUGGUGGUUAUAGAAGUGGUGGAAGUCGAGGUGGAUAUGGCAACACAGGCUAUGGAGGUGGCUACAGCGGUGGAUAUGGAGGCCGUGGUGGAUAUGGAGGCCGUGGUGGAUAUGGAGGCCGUGGUGGAUAUGGAGGACGAGGUGGAUAUGGUGGACAGGGAUAUGGUGGUCAGGGAUAUGGUGGAUAUGGUGGAUAUGGUCGCUAAAUUUUAGAAUGUUUAUUACAUUAUGUUAAAGCUUAUUUUAUCAUUGUUUAUAAAGUGGAUACAAAAGUCUUGAGCUCCUCUA